Cyprinodon tularosa is the source of this 1690-nucleotide messenger RNA. RefSeq lists its product as uncharacterized. The transcript has 2 exons. Gene Ontology annotation, biological process: DNA integration. NCBI's taxonomy places the organism in Eukaryota, Metazoa, Chordata, Actinopteri, Cyprinodontiformes, Cyprinodontidae. Bases 17 to 1285 code for a protein of 422 amino acids. Gene Ontology annotation, molecular function: nucleic acid binding. The record is from RefSeq and is a predicted model, not a curated record.
GAACCUCGAUCCUUUCAUGAACGAUGACCUCUUACGGAUCGGAGGACGUCUGAGACAUGCAUCAAUCAGUCCAGAGGUGAGAAAUCCAAUCAUUCUCCCAAGGCAAAGUCAUGUCACAACACUACUGGUGAAUCAUUACCACAUGAAAGUUGAACACCAAGGGCGACAAUUCACAGAGGGUGCAAUCAGGGCUGCAGGCCUGUGGAUUGUGGCUGGCAAAAGGUUAAUAAGUUCAGUCCUUCAUCGUUGUGUCACCUGCCGCAAGCUGAGGGGAAGACUUGAGGUCCAAAAGAUGGCUGACCUCCCUCCCGAGCGUCUGAGCUCUUCAGCGCCAUUCACCUAUGUAGGAUUAGACGUUUUUGCCCCCUGGGAAGUCCUCACCCGACGCACCAGAGGUGGCGCAGCUCAGAGCAAGCGCUGGGCCAUACUUUUUACAUGCAUGAGCACCAGAGCUGUGCAUGUGGAAGUCAUAGAGUCGAUGGAUACAGCCAGCUGCAUUAACGCCCUCCGAAGGUUUUUCGCUUUAAGAGGGCCAGCGAAGCAGCUGAGAUCAGAUCGGGGCACAAACUUUAUUGGAGCCAGCUCCGAACUGGGCAUGGGACCGGACGAUCCAAAGCAAACCAGCAUUUCAAAGUACUUAAAUGAGAAUGGUUGCACAUGGGAAUUCAACCCCCCACAUGCAUCCCAUAUGGGAGGGGUGUGGGAACGCAUGAUUGGCGUGACCCGGAGGAUACUCGAUUCCAUGCUGCUGAGAACCAAGCAUACUCACCUGACUCAUGAUGUGCUCUGUACUGUAAUGGCAGAGGUGUGCGCUAUAAUCAACGCCAGACCAUUAGUCCCGGUCUCCUCCGAUCCCUCCUCUCCAAUGCUGCUGACCCCUGCUAUGCUGCUGACCCAAAAACCAGGUGUGUCUCCUCCACACGGCAGUUUCGACGAAAAGGAUCUUUUCAAGUGUCAGUGGAGACAGGUGCAGGCACUUGCUAAUGAGUUUUGGAGACGAUGGAGAGCUGAAUACCCCCAUACCCUUCAACCAAGGCGUAAGUGGCACACAGCAUGUCGCAACUUGGAAGUCGGAGACAUUGUGCUACUUAAACAGAGUGAUUCCCCCCGCAACGAGUGGCCAAUGGGUCUGGUCACAUCUACGAGCCCAAGCGGUGAUGGGAGAGUCCGCAAAGUUGAGGUUAGGACAACAUCACAGGAUAAAGUAAAGACAUUCUUAAGGCCUGUUACUGAGGUGGUCUUACUCCUGGCAAAGGAAAGCCAGAGGUCAAAUCGGGACAUUUAAAUCUUAAGUGGCAUCAAUAAAUGCCAGACGGGGAGUGUUCUGCCCUGAAUAUGUUUAAUAUGUUUAAAAGACACUUAAAAACAACUUCGAAAUGUUAAUAUACUGUUCUUUAUUUUUCUAUGUAUUUUCGGGUGCUUUUAUUUUGAAAAUCUGCCGAACCGGAAGUAGGAAGUAAAAACGUUAGCAGGAGAAAAAACGUGUAUACAUCGUCUCAGGACCGCAAAAAUGCAGCUAAUCUCUCAGAAAGCAAUGGUUUUUUACACCGAAUUCAUUGCAGUCAGAAAUGCUGACUAACUUUGUAAGAAGACAAUAAAGGAGCAAGCCGCUCACUUCCUGGCUCUUGAAUAAGGAGUUUGGCUGGCUGUUUAUCUGUGUUCACGCAAGAGCAAAACACAUAGAGAGAAC